CCCGCUUAAGUUGAAAAAUGAUAUGUUGACGCAUAUUCAGGAUCUGUUUGUGUUGCCUACUAAUUCAGAGAAACAUAUACUCCAAACAAUGGGAGCUGCACAUAAAAAUUUUAGGUGCACUUUGUACACUGAAUUCAUUGCACAACACAUGGAUGAGCCCGAGAAGUUAAGCUUACCUCCAAAAGAAUAUAAGCACAUUGGUACUGAUGAAUGGAGAAUAUUUGUGAAGAGGUGCUUUACAGAAGAAUUCCAGGUGAUAGAACUUACUAAUGCAUUUAAUAUAAGUAGAAACAUUUGUGAAUAUAUGUAAUAAUUUUGUUAAAUGCUUUUAGGAAAAAAGCAAAAAAGCAUGUGAAAAUCGAAAGAAGAAUAUAUAUAAUCACCGAUUAGGUUCAACAGGUUAUGGAGGGUUACUUUUAAAGAAGAAAGAACAACUUGGAAGUAAUGUCAACGACAUUGAUCGAGCGGAUACAUGGCUCUUGGGAAGAGAAAGAAAAGAUGGUGGAUAUGAUCCUGAGGUUUUGGAAGUUGCAGAAGAAAUAAAGGAGCUCAAAAAUAAGGUGAAGGAAGGAUCAUUUGUG
This is a messenger RNA of Cuscuta europaea, 581 nucleotides long. NCBI's taxonomy places the organism in Eukaryota, Viridiplantae, Streptophyta, Magnoliopsida, Solanales, Convolvulaceae. The record is from the annotation of a GenBank genome assembly.